This is a messenger RNA of Rhineura floridana, 4706 nucleotides long. It is a transcript of the gene JADE1, whose product is annotated as jade family PHD finger 1. Bases 216 to 2813 code for a protein of 865 amino acids. The record is from RefSeq and is a predicted model, not a curated record. Gene Ontology annotation, cellular component: histone acetyltransferase complex. Gene Ontology annotation, biological process: regulation of transcription by RNA polymerase II. The transcript has 12 exons. NCBI's taxonomy places the organism in Eukaryota, Metazoa, Chordata, Lepidosauria, Squamata, Rhineuridae.
GAAUGUUGUCCUGGGAUUCGAAUCUCUUUAGAACAGCCUCAUUUGCUACAUGCGUCGACUACUCCCCCUCCCCCUUAAGGAGGCGGGCCUUUCUCGCUGGGCUGCGAGUGGAGACUAAGAAGCCCGGGCGGCGGGCAGGCAGGUGCACGGCGUCAGCAAAAGCCCCCUGAACUUCUCCAUUCUUCUAAGGCUGCCUGCUGUUACCCUGGAAGAUCAUGAAACGAGGUCGACUUCCCAGCAGCAGCGAAGAUUCUGAUGACAAUGGCAGCUUGUCAACCUGGUCCCAGCAUUCUAGGUCUCAGCAUCGGAGGAGUUCAUGCUCCAAGCAUGAAGACCGGAAACCAUCAGAGCUGGCACCCAGCAACCUUUCUUCUGGCCAGGAGAUCAGGGAGCUCAACUGCUGCCACAGUCCCUGCCAGCAUCAAGUUUUUAGAACAGACCUGAUCACUGCCAUGAAGCUGCCUGAUUCCUACCAGCUGAACCCUGAUGAGUACUAUGUGCUGGCAGAUCCUUGGAGACAGGAAUGGGAGAAAGGAGUUCAGGUGCCAGUCAGUCCAGGGACCAUUCCAGAGCCAGUGGCCAGGAUUGUAUCUGAGACUAAAGCAGUUAUAUUUACAAGACCUCGGAAGUACAUCCUUUCCUCUGGUUCUGAGCCCCCUGAGCUCGGCUAUGUUGAUAUUCGAACUUUGGCAGAGAGUGUAUGUCGCUAUGAUCUUAACUACAUGGAUGUAGCAUGGUUGGAACUGGCCAAUGAAGAAUUCAAAGAAAUGGGGAUGCCUGAACUAGAUGAAUACACCAUGGAGAGAAUCAUGGAAGAAUUUGAACAGCGAUGCUAUGACAACAUGAAUCAUGCUAUCGAGACCGAGGAAGGGCUUGGAAUUGAGUAUGAUGAGGAUGUUGUCUGCGAUGUUUGCCAGUCUCCAGAUGGCGAAGAUGGCAAUGAGAUGGUGUUCUGUGACAAAUGCAAUAUUUGCGUUCAUCAGGCAUGCUAUGGCAUCCUAAAAGUUCCAGAAGGCAGCUGGCUAUGCCGAACUUGUGCUCUUGGUGUUCAGCCAAAGUGUUUGUUGUGUCCCAAGAAAGGCGGAGCCAUGAAGCCCACUCGUAGUGGGACUAAGUGGGUUCACGUUAGCUGUGCCCUCUGGAUUCCUGAGGUGAGCAUUGGCAGCCCAGAAAAGAUGGAACCCAUCACAAAGGUCUCCCAUAUUCCCAGCAGCAGAUGGGCCUUGGUGUGCAGUCUUUGCAACGAGAAGGUUGGGGCAUCCAUACAGUGUUCAGUGAAAAACUGCCGCACAGCCUUCCACGUCACUUGUGCAUUUGACCGUGGCUUGGAGAUGAAGACCAUUCUGGCUGACAAUGAUGAAGUCAAAUUCAAGUCUUACUGCCCAAAGCACAGCUCCACCAAGAAGCCAGAUGAGGAAAACCUCAGUGAAUUCACCAGCCAGGAGAAUGAGAAUGGGGCACAGGAAAGUUCUCCUCCUGCUCACAUAGAGCCCUUUGACAGCAUGGAUCAAAACCAGGAGGAGGCCCACAGGGUCAGCGUUCGCAAGCAGAAGCUUCAGCAACUGGAGGAUGAGUUCUAUGCCUUUGUCAACGCCUCAGAAGUGGCCAAGGCUCUGCAGCUUCCGGAGGAUUCAGUAGAAUUCUUGUACCAGUACUGGAAGUUGAAGCGGAAAUCAAACUUCAACAAACCUUUGAUCACCCCAAAGAAAGAUGAAGAGGACAAUCUGGCCAAACGCGAGCAGGACGUUCUGUUCAGGCGACUACAGCUUUUCACCCACCUCCGCCAGGAUUUGGAGCGGGUACGAAACCUCACAUACAUGGUGACCCGAAGAGAAAAAAUUAAAAGAUCUGUUUGCAAAGUCCAAGAACAGAUAUUCAAUCUCUACACCAAUCUUGUGGAGCAUGAAAGGGUUUCCGGCAUGCCUUCCUCUUUCUCCUCUAUGGAAAACAUGGUGCUCUUCAACAGUUCACCAUUGGGCCCAGAUGCACCUAAGAUAGAGGAUCUGAAGUGGCAUUCAGCUUUCUUCAGAAAGCAAAUGGGCAUGUCAUUGAGUCACUCAUUGAAAAAAACACAGAAGAGAGAGAGAAUGAGGAGGAACUCUGGGCACGAUGACAAAUCUUUACUCAAGCAGCCCAGCCAAAGGGAAGGCCUUGCAACUCCCAGUAGCUUUUUCAGCUUUGAAAAGACCUUUGGAGAAGCACAAAUUGGAUCAGCACAACAGAAGAAUGGGGUUGUUAUAGCAGACCACAGGAAGAGAAGAGACAAUCAUUCCCAUUGUGAUGUGAUGAAGGUAGGACUGAAGGAAAAAUCUUCUAAACACAACCACAAACCCCUGAGAUCCAACGAACUGUCUCAGAGGCAAUUAGAAAACAAACGGGCCGUGAACCACCCAAGUGGCAGGUCAGCGCCUGGAACCCGGAGGGAUAUGGUGCCUAAAUGCAAUGGAUCUUUUUUCAAAAUAAACUAUAAUCCCACUCCGGUUAAAGUGCCUACAACACCCAGAAGCCCUGUGAAAAACUGGGGAGGAUUCCGAAUUCCAAAGAAAGGGGAAAGACAACAGCAGGGAGAAGGGCAGGAGGAGACAUGUCGCCAAAAUUCUAACUACCCUUACUCGGGCCUGGGUCGAGUUUCCCCUAAAGGCAGGGCAAACCUAAAGGUGGACAGUGAGAAUGACGGGUAUGCCCCUGAUGCUGAGAUGAGUGAUUCAGAAACCGAGAUGGCUGAGAAGAAAUGCAGGCAGCAAAGGCUCAGUUCAAAUAGCACUAUUCCUAGGAGGACAGACAUUAUUAGGAGAAGUAUCCUUGCCUCCUGACUAGACAGUGACACACACUAGCAGCACCAGAGUCAGUGAAGCCCCAGCCUGGGAAGAAAAUCCACUCUGCAUUAUUUAUUGGUGUGACGAGGAGGGUCUUUAGACACGGCUAUGAGAUCAGCCAACAGUGAACCUAUUUUCUCUGGGCUGUAGAAAUAUGUUUAUGUGCACUUGACUAAGAGUUUGCCCUCCACCUUUCUUUAUGUCUGUGAGUUUAGAACCAUUUUUAUUUGCAACUUUCCUGAAGAAAUCACCUGAGAAGAUGACCUUGCUCCUCCAAUUGAUCAAUAAGCUGAACACUAAUUAAAAAAUGAAAUAAGAAUCAAACACUUAAUGGGGAUAUAUUUUUGUGAGGAAACUCUAGUUUAGGUGAAAGGUACGGAGGAUUUUCCUCUGUCCCUGAAAAGCACAAGCUGUUAGUACACAAGGAUAAUGAAUUAAUAAUGGUGGUUAUAAUCGCCCUGCGCUGCUUAACUCAUUCUAAAUUGUCACUUUUGUGAGGCUGUGCUAGGACUAAGUCCUAGAAGUCUGCAAUUUUUGUUGUUUUAGAAUUCAGGUGGUAGAUGCUUAUGAAGCUUUAUUAAGAGUUUACCCACAAAAUGCAUCAAGCAGGUAAGAGGAAUUUGCCAUGACUAUUAGCUACCUGAAGGGAUAGAACCAAGCUGCCCGAUUGUUAAAGCAGUAACAGCAGCACAGUGCUAUUGUGAAGGAACCCAGACUAAGAGUGUUCGAAAACUACUCAGUUCCCCUAAUUUGGAGAGUGUCUAUGUCUUAAAGUACUUUAAAGGAAGGCAGAUUUGUAGCCUGCUAUAUUAUGCUGGCACCUGCCCAUCUGAUGACAAUUCAAGUGGGAAAGACCGAGCGUGUCUACAAUGCAAAGAUUAAAUAGAUUUUGCUGUCAUGGUCCCCUCCUUUCUCGUCCCCUCUUCACCCUGAGAAUUGGAACUCUGUGAUGGAUGACAGAUUUUUCAACGAAGAAUUCUCAGCAUCUCAUCACACAAUUCCCAGGUUCCUUGGGAGAAGCUGUGACAGGUAAACAGGCUGAAAUUUGCCAUGAAGAUAUGCCCAAAUUUCUAAAGGUGCUAGUCAGCAGCCUUUCCCAAUGUGCACUAAUGGUAUGUAUUGGGAUAUGCAAUUUUCUGACACACAAGGGUUACUUUAAAUAAAAAGAGAAGGGUGAAAUAAAUAUAUAUGUAUAUUUUUUGAAUACAAUGGAAAGGCAAUAAGAUGUGAGUAGCGCUUUACAUUCAAGCCGAUUUAACAGCAUGAUUUCAUUAUAUGGAUUAGAUUUGACCAAGAAGGAGCUUGUGUUCUGAUUAAAUCAUUUAAAAAUUGCAAUAACUAAAAGAGAGUAAGCCAUCAGCAAUAAGAUGAACAGAUCAUUCAGUCUAUUUUUUGCACCUUUAGAGAUGGUGUCUCUAUAGAGAGUGCAUCUAUAAUACAUAUGACAACAGGUAGUUUUGGGCUCCUGUAACGUUUGGGACUUAAUUUGGAUGUAAAAUCAGACAUAACCUUAUUAUAAGAAAGUUUAAAAAGCAUUACCGUAUAGUCCGGCGUAUAAGACGACUUUUUAACCCAAAAAAAUCCUCUCAAAAGUUGGGGGUCGUCUUAUACGCCCAGUCGUCUUAUACGCCGGAAUAUUUCUCCUGCUUGCAGCCUGGCCCGGUGUCCCCUCCCCUGAGGGGAAUCCCCAUUGCUCCUCCGUCCCCGCCAUCUCCGCCUCCUCCACUGUGGCGAAGGCGGCGCCCUGCGCGGCCUCCUCCGCCUCCUCCUCCGUUGCAAAAUGGCGGCCGGGGUGGGGAGCAGCAGCAGCAGCAGCCUCCCUGCGUCCUUCUCCUCCGUGGCAGCCUCGCCUGCGCCGCCUCCCGCCGCUGCUGCUGCUCCUCCGCCCGC